AUGGAGCUUGGGCGUGGAUUUGCCAUCCCCGUCGGGCAGGGAGCAGGAAAGCGAUCUUGCUCCGCCCCCGCGAUGUAGGGACCCGGUUGAUAAUUCUGGGGCUGCAAACUGUCCCCGUCCUUUUCCUUAUUGCCCCGGCGCAGCAACUCUUGCUCCACUCCGGAUUGUUCUCCCGCCUGCUCGUUUGACUGCCUGGGAAGGUCUUCCGCUUGCUGCCACUCAGAGCUGCGCAUGUCAGUCUGGGAAGUGGAGCAGCCGGGGGUGCUGAAUUUUAGGCCUUUCUUGGGCUCCCAGACGGUUAUUUUUAGCUCCGCCGUUCCAGGGGGCUUUGCAGAAGCUGCAGCAGCAGUCGAAUCCAGCUACUUCGGAGCUGCGGUGCAGGAAAAGUGCUAUGCACAGGCGGGUGCUUGGCUCCUGGCUACCCGCUGCCCCCCUCCUUGUCGUCUCUAGGAAAUCCCAGAGGGCCUCAUCCUUCCCUUGUUAUGUGUGGCUGUUAUGGCAUCCAAAAAGAUGCCCCCCAAAAAGGGAGGUGAUGGAAUCAAACCGCAUCCAAUCAUUGGAAGAUUUGGGACAUCUCUGAAAAUUGGCAUUGUUGGGUUGCCAAAUGUUGGGAAAUCUACAUUUUUCAAUGUGUUAACCAAGAGUCAAGCUGCAGCGGAGAAUUUCCCUUUCUGCACUAUUGAUCCAAACGAGAGCAGAGUACCUGUGCCAGACGACAGAUUUGAUUUCCUUUGCCAGUACCAUAAGCCACCAAGCAAAAUUCCAGCCUUUCUGAAUGUCGUGGAUAUUGCUGGCCUUGUGAAAGGAGCUCAUGCUGGACAGGGUCUUGGAAAUGCUUUUUUAUCGCACAUUAGUGCCUGCGAUGGGAUCUUUCAUCUAUUGCGAUCAUUUGAUGAUGACGAUAUCACGCACAUUGAAGGAAGUGUUGAACCAGUUCGUGACAUUGAAAUAAUACAUGAGGAGCUUAGGCUAAAAGAUGAGGAAAUGAUCAUGCCCAUUAUAGACAAACUUGAAAAAGUGGCUGUGCGAGGAGGUGACAAGAAAUUAAAACCUGAAUAUGAUAUAAUGUGCAAAAUCAAAAGCUGGGUAAUAGAUGAAAAAAAGCCAGUCCGUUUCUAUCAUGAUUGGAACGACAAAGAGAUCGAUGUGCUGAACAAAUACUUGUUUUUAACUUCAAAACCAAUGAUCUAUUUGGUUAACCUUUCCGAAAAAGACUACAUUAGGAAGAAAAACAAAUGGUUGAUAAAAAUUAAAGAGUGGGUGGACAAGCAUGACCCAGGUGCCUUGGUCAUUCCUUUUAGUGGGGCCUUGGAACUCAAGUUGCAAGAAAUGAGUGCUGAGGAGAAACAGAAGUAUCUGGAAGAGAACAUGACACAAAGUGCUUUACCAAAGAUCAUUAAGGCUGGGUACGCAGCACUCCAACUAGAAUACUUUUUCACUGCAGGCCCCGAUGAAGUGCGUGCAUGGACCAUCAGGAAAGGGACGAAGGCUCCUCAGGCAGCAGGGAAGAUUCACACUGAUUUUGAAAAGGGAUUCAUUAUGGCUGAAGUAAUGAAAUUUGAAGAUUUUAAAGAAGGAGGCUCAGAAGCAGCUGUCAAGGCUGCUGGAAAAUACAGACAGCAAGGAAGAAAUUACGUAGCCGAAGAUGGAGAUAUUAUCUUCUUUAAAUUUAACACACCUCAACAGCCGAAGAAGAAAUGAGUUACCAGAUUUGUUCGUUGCUCAGAAUUAAACUCUGUUACUUUAAAAAAAAGCAUACGAGUUUUUAUUUAGAUAGGGAUACGGGGGUGGUGGGGAUGGAUACCGUGUGUGUAUACUGAAGGACAGAUAAUGCCCACCAAUGAAAUCCCUCUUUGUUUUGUUUUGAAUUAAAUGAUGGCACUUUUAGUGAACGUACAAGUUCACGUUAAAUGUGAACCAGCUCUGCCUCUCAGAAAACGAUUAAGACUACUCCAAAAUCGCAGGAGCUUUUCAGGAACCAUAUUACUCUCAUGAUACUUCAUUAAUCUCCAUCAUAUAUGCCAAGCCUGACGUGUUUGACAGUAGGGACAAUGUGGCUUGCUCCUUUUUUGAAUCUACAGAUAAUGCAUGUUUUACAGUACUCCAGAUGUCUACACUCAAUAAAACAUUUGACAAAACCA
Heteronotia binoei (common prickly gecko) is the source of this 2141-nucleotide messenger RNA. It is a transcript of the gene OLA1, whose product is annotated as Obg like ATPase 1. Gene Ontology annotation, molecular function: ATP binding; ATP hydrolysis activity; GTP binding. The record is from RefSeq and is a predicted model, not a curated record. Lineage: Eukaryota; Metazoa; Chordata; Lepidosauria; Squamata; Gekkonidae. The transcript is spliced from 11 exons. Gene Ontology annotation, cellular component: cytoplasm. Bases 496 to 1701 code for a protein of 401 amino acids.